AUAACACUAAGUAAGAAUAUCAAUAUAUAUUAGCUACACCACACACUGUGCUUCAUAUUGAGCAGAGAAGCUUCAACCUGAUACCUCACUAUAGCUGGGAAAGAGUGUUCGUACCAACACAUCAGAGCGGAACUGAAUUGACAUUGUGACGAUUAAGACUCAAGGGAGCCUUCAUUGAGAGAGAGAGUUCUCCUUCAGGAGCAACAUGGGUGAAGGGAGCAAUCUGGAGCUAGGUAGCAAACAUGCCACCACUCCAGAGGAGCAGAAGAGACCAUUCAAUCCCAUAGUUUGGAGACUCUUGCUAUUAGUUGGGGUGCUGAUGUAUGGCUCUUACAGUAUAUUGAUUCAUUUGUGUAAAGUUGAUGGCAAACUACCAUUCAGCACGGCAUCCAUGGUUCUCAUGACUGAGACUGCUAAGAUAUGCAUCUCAAUGACCAUGUUUCUGCCUGAAGUAAGAGAAAAUGGCUUUCCCAGUGUUACUAUUGGUUACGCUCUUGCGUUUUCUGUCCCUGCGAUCAUAUAUGCAAUCAACAAUAAUAUUGCAGCCGUCAUGCAACUUCACAUGGACCCAGCAACAUUCCAGGUGCUCAGUAAUAUGAAGAUUUUAUCAACUGCUGUGUUAUACAGGCUCAUCAUAAAGAAGCCAGUGAGUAACAUUCAAUGGGUGGCACUUUUUAUGUUGGCAUUUGCUGGUGUAGCUAACAGCUGGGGAUCAUUUGAAAGUAAACCUGGAGAUGCUGGGUCAGGCGUAGUACAUAUAACAUUUAUAGGUGUUGUACUUAUAAUUGUGCAGUGUACAUUCUCAGGCUUAGCUGGUGUCUACUCAGAAUAUAUACUUAAGAAAAAUUAUCAGACCUCCAUCCAUCUGCAGAAUAUAAUGCUGUAUACAUUUGGUAUCAUGUUGAAUGGCGGAGCUUGGGUUGUUGACGCUGUACACAAUGACAGAGGUUUUAAUCUGUUCCAAGGAUAUUCAACAUUUGUGUGGAUCAGUAUUAUUAUGCAGGCUUUAUGUGGUCUUAUCAUGUCAGCAAUCUUUAAACAUGGGAACAACAUCACACGUCUGUUUGUUGUCGCUAGCGCAAUGGUUGUUACGACGACACUUUCUAUGCUCAUAUUUGGACUUCAGCUAAAUGGUUAUUUCAUUAUUGCAUUUUUAAUGGUGUCUGUGGCACUCAUAUUGUAUCAUAAUGGGGAUAAAUUAUGUCAAAAUGCAGCCUAGUCUACUGAAGAGCAGCCUAGUAAACAUAUGGGAAGCCUAGUAAACAUAUGGGCAGUCUACCCUGUAAAUAUAGGAAGGGGUUAUAAACACAGGUGCAGCCUAGUAAACAUAUGGGGAGUUUUGUAAACUAGUAAACAUAUGGGGAGUUUUGUAAACAUAGGUGUAGUCUAGUAAACAUAUGGGGAGAUUUGAAAACAUAGGCACAGCCUAGUAAACAUAUGUGGAGUCUUGUAAACAUAGGCGCAGCUUAGUAAACAUAUG
Messenger RNA from Owenia fusiformis, 1480 nucleotides. Lineage: Eukaryota; Metazoa; Annelida; Polychaeta; Sabellida; Oweniidae. The record is from the annotation of a GenBank genome assembly.